AUGGCGGCGAAGAAGGACAGCGAUGGUGACACAAUGACGCUUACUGAACAAGAUAUUCCUAGAGCAGAGCUCCCGAAGCCCCCUGAAAAUUGCACUCUGGCAAUAUUAAAACGUUGGUUGACCUGCAGAGGAGCGAAAGUUUCGGGUAAAAGGAACGAAUUGAUGAAAAGAGUAAAGGAUUUCAUAUGCUCUGGUUUGGAUUCCAAAAACCUCAUCGAUCCUGAUGGUGGCAUAAAUAUUCGAAACAAGCGCAAAAAACUUGGAUCACAAGAGGAGCAAGAGACAACUCUUAUUGACUUUCCCAGCAAGGAAUUUGUUGUAGGAAUCAACUCGAAGCUGAAUGUUGGCUAUCCCCAAAUUUGGAAGUUUUGA
Molecule: messenger RNA, 372 nt
Organism: Stylophora pistillata
Lineage: Eukaryota; Metazoa; Cnidaria; Anthozoa; Scleractinia; Pocilloporidae
Source: RefSeq, a predicted model, not a curated record